AAAAGGAUAUGUAAUAUUCCUUGCUUAACAAUGUUACCGGCGCUAGCUCCUCACAUGCAUUGGCUUUUUCUAAAGUUCAAGCGUCCCCCAUUUCUCAAGGGAAACCUGAGAGUUGGGACCCCUCUUCCUCUGUUUCUCCAUAUAUAAAUUCAAACAGGCCCCGCAAGACUACGUACAGAUUGGUAAAAACAGCUAUCCAUAGAUCAAUCAAACAGAGUAAUUAGCUCAGUUCAGUGGAGUUACCAUGGAUGAUAUUGAGGAGGUACUUUCAGUGGAGGAGUUGUAUGCUAAGAGGCAGCUGGUCAGAAAAGAAGCCGGUGAUCAAGCCUCAGACAAGGAGGUGUGGGUCAGCUCGAUAUUAGAAUCGAACGAGCCGGAGUCGAGCAAAUCGUCGCAAAAAAUACGCAGGGUUCCGCAGAUGCUGCGAGAACAAGCCUCCAUUAAGAAGGAGUUCGAGAGAUUCUUUGAACCCAGGGUGGUGUCCAUCGGUCCUUACCACCACGGCAAUCCCAAGCUGAAGGUGGUGGAGGAGCUCAAGCCCAAGUUUGCACGUCGAUUCGUCUCCAAUAUUAAGAAUGCUGCUCGCUCAGAAAAUUCCAAUACUCAAGCUACGGAUGGAGAACCCGAUCAUGGAGAACUUCGCACUUCAAUCAACAAAUUGUCUGAUAAGAUUCGUAAGGAGAUCGAAGAGCUUAGGAAGGGCUAUGCGGAUGAGAACUCGACAAGCAAGUACAGUGACGAAGAUUUGGCGCGAAUGUUGUUCCUGGACGGGUGCUUCAUUCUGCAGUUCAUCGAGAACCGCCAGGAAAAGAACCCCGUACAACCGCAGAUGAUGAAGAGUCACUACGAGGCGUUCGUGGAGCAGGACUUGUUCUUGCUGGAGAACCAACUCCCCUUCAGAGUCCUUCAGAUUCUAGCGGAAGCUGCGGAAACAGAAGGUAGUUAUGGUGGCAAAAUGAAGAAAAUCGAGGAUUUCAUCAAUGACAACAAUAUGGUCGCAAAGCCGAAAUCAGACGAGAAAAACAAAUGGUGGGAAACCCAGCUGCCCGCCCAUCUCCUCGAGCUGCUGCGGAAAAUUCUCCUCAAUAACAAUCAACACAAGUCAGAGCCAGAUGGUGCCGCAAAAAAAUACGAGCAAAACACACAAACAAAACCAAAUAGAGCACAAGAAGUAAACAAGAAAAACACAGCAGCAAAUGCGGCUGGUUAUAAUCAUCCGCGCUUCAAUGGAAAAAAGAGUUUCGUCGCCUGCAUCGAUAAGAUCGGAGAAAAAAUAUUACCUAGCCAAACCGAAUCCAAUCGCUUCUCUUACCGCAACGUGAAGGAGCUCACGGCCGUGGGGAUCGAGAUGAAGUGCAGCAGGACUAGCAAUUUAACCGAUAUUUCCUUCGAUAGUCCCGUUUUCCUGUCCGGCCAAUUGAAGCUUCCCCCCAUCACCAUUGACGACUCGACCGGCCCCAAGUUCAUGAACUUGAUGGCCUAUGAAAUGUGCCCUGACGUCACCGAUGAUGAUUUAGGGGUCACGUCCUAUGUCUGCUUCCUCGACUCCCUCAUCGACCAUGCGGACGAUGUGAAGGAGCUGAGGAAGGCGCGCGUGAUCCACAACCUCCUCGGCAGCGACGAGGAGGUGGCCAAGCUCUUCAACGAUAUCGGCACCGACCUCGUGCCCAAUUCCAGGACUUACAGGGAGGUUAUGGAGAAGAUUGAGAGACACUACAAGAGUAAGGUAAGAUCAUGGAUUGCCCUUUUCAUUGACCGUCAUUUCAGUACGCCUUGGUCAUGCAUGGCCGCUUUGGCUGCCGUUUAUGUCCUCUUCCUCAGCAGUGCGCAAACCUACUUUCAAGUCUUCCCUCCACCCGGCGCUUGCGAUCCCAUUUGCGACUAUAUUAUUAGAAGAACACACAUAUGAUCAUCAAUGAGGCGGCUGAAACUGAUCAAAAUUAUUCAAUUGAUUAAUUGGUUUCAGUUCCCACUUUCUAUGUUUUUUUUUUUUUUUUUUUUUUGGCCAUAUAUUUUCUUACUCGCGCAAAUUAAGAAUAAGGGCUCCAUGUUACGUUCAUGGAACAAAAUAAGGAUGUCAUGAUAUUUUCCCCCUUCCAUUUCGUUUGUUUCAUGUUGCUCGGAGCAUGUUGUUGCGUCAAUUAAUGUUUGCUGCAGGAGUUGUCUCCUUAUUUGUUUCAAAGUAAAAAGUGUUUUUAGGAUUGGUUUC
Messenger RNA from Malania oleifera, 2209 nucleotides. Its product is annotated as UPF0481 protein At3g47200-like. The record is from RefSeq and is a predicted model, not a curated record. The coding region runs from base 245 to 1909 and encodes 554 amino acids. Lineage: Eukaryota; Viridiplantae; Streptophyta; Magnoliopsida; Santalales; Ximeniaceae. The transcript has a single exon.